GGGGUUGAGGUAUCAACACUUAUUCCUAAGGUCAUGUUGAGGUAUCCCUGCAGUGACGUGGGAGGGGCCUCGAAUACUGCCUUCUCAUCAAAGCCCAGUGAAAAAGAAUGACCACCCGGCGUGCUCAUCUUGAGGAUGACCUUUCCUGUCCGAUCUGUGGACAUAUUCUCAGUCAGCCAGUGGUGCUCACUUGUAGAGACAGAUUCUGUAAAGCCUGUCUGAAAGACAGCUGGGAGACACAAGGCAGCGAGUGUUCGCACCACUGUCCUCUGUGCUGGCGCUGUUCCUCUAUGGAUCAAAUUGUGGUGAGCACUCUGCUGGAGAGGUCCUGUGAAUCCUUCAAGAUGAACAGAAGCUGGAAUGACCCAGAGGCUUGUAGGGAGCAUGGAGAAAAGCUCACAUUGUUCUGUUUGGAGGACUUGGAGCCAAUCUGUGGUUUAUGUGGGAAAGCAGCUGCACACACUGGGCACAGGCUCUAUCCCAUCAGAGAAGGUGCUCAUGACUGUAAGGAGGAACUGAAGAAUGCGCUGCUGCCUUUGAAAGAGAAGUUGCAGCUGUACAAGAAGGCGAAAACGGUCUGUGAGGAAAUAGCAGAACAUGUCAAGCACCAGGCUGAACAUACCGAAACACAGAUCAAGGAGGAAUUUGAAGCCCUUCACCGUUUCCUAAAGGAGCAGGAGGCUGCCAGGCUUUCUGCUUUAAAGGCCGACGAGGACCAGAAGAAUCUGAUGGUUACUCAGAGGUUUGAGGAGAUGAACGAUGAAAUAGCAUCUCUCUCCAACACCAUCAACUUAGUGGAGCAGGAGAUGAAAUCUCAAGACAUCCCAUUUCUUAAGAAUUACAAGGAAACAAUCAAGAGAACCUGGCGACCUACCCUCGAUCCAGAGAUGAUCUCUGAUGCUUUGAUUGAUGUGGCCAAGCACCUGGGCUCCCUGAAAUAUAAAGUGUGGGAGAAGAUGAAGAGAGUCAUCAAAUAUAAUCCUGUGAUCAUUGAUCCAAACACUGCAGCCAGCUGCUUCGUCAUCUCAGAGGAUCUCACACAUGUGCAGAACUCUACCCAGAUUUUCAAGCUGCCGGACAACCCUGAACGAUUUGACAUCAGUGCUGAGAUGCUGGCUGCUGAGGGUUAUACCACUGGACGCCACAGCUGGGAUGUGGAGGUCGGGGAGAACACCUACUGGGUGGUGGGUGUAGCCAGCGAGUCCAUCAACAGGAAGGGCAAGCACGUGCUGACACCAGCUGAGGGAUUCUGGACUAUAAGGUUUCGUAACGGAGAGCACAAGGCCUGCACUGCACCAUGGGAGCCGCUGAACAUGACUAGGAAGCCUGAAGUGAUAAGAAUAGUUUUAGACAUGGACAGAGGCAAGGUGACCUUUUACGACCCUAGGGAGAGAUCACCUCUGUACACCUUCACAGAGGUCAUCACACCCAGAGCCUUUCCCUACUUUUGUACUGCCUGCAAAGAGCAUCCACUGAAAAUCCUACCCACGAGGAUACUCGUGGCAAUGGACUAGUGAAUGGACUGAUUUGCAUUGGAGACAUAUCGCCAUUAUUUGUGUAAAGAAAUGAAGGGCUGUAACUGGGAUAUUACAGAACGGCACUGCCAUUUUUUUAAUGAAUGACAUGAAACAGAGAUGUUUUAAAAUAUUUAAUCUGAGUUAGCUUCAACAAAAAUGUAGUCUCGGAGUGGAUCUGAAGUUGUAAAUAGCUUGAACACCCAUAUAUUACAACACUGAUAAAAUUUGUACAUAAAAUGACAGUCACUAUGAGUGACUUAGCUUUGCACGACACAAAAUCACUUCUGUGAUUUCCACAAUCUGUUGAGCUCCUUUCCAAAAAAAGCAUUUAAAAAAAUGAAACACAGAUCUGAUGUUUCAUAUAAGGCACAUAGAGUAACAACUUUUGUGUAUUUGCAAACCCGUGCCAGUGUUGUUCAAAGGUUGGAAUAUGACAAGUGAGAUUAGUUUUCCAUUGCAUUAAAACAAAGACUAUGGUUAGUGUUUGAUCUAGUAGCCACAUGUAUUGCAUGUUCAAGUCUCAUCUUUCAGCUUCAUUCAAACACACAUCAGUAACUUCACUGCUUCACUCAAGUAUUGCUUAAACCUACACAGAAUUAUUCUCGCAGCACAUUUCAUAAAUGGGUAUAUACCCUGUAAGAGCUUGGCCUGUUGCUACCCUUCGCUGUCCUAACAUUGUUGUAACAUGUAUCCUGCUUCAAAUGGGGUGUGAGAGAUACCCACUCUAUGUGCAGUGAUGCUCAAAGGCUUUUUGAGGUGUGCAUUUAAUAAUUAAAAACAAGUUAUUAAAGGGAAUACAUGCCCUCA
Molecule: messenger RNA, 2324 nt
Organism: Epinephelus lanceolatus (giant grouper)
Lineage: Eukaryota; Metazoa; Chordata; Actinopteri; Perciformes; Serranidae
Gene: trim35-13
Product: tripartite motif containing 35-13
Molecular function (GO): protein binding; zinc ion binding
Source: RefSeq, a predicted model, not a curated record